Molecule: messenger RNA, 1077 nt
Organism: Teleopsis dalmanni
Lineage: Eukaryota; Metazoa; Arthropoda; Insecta; Diptera; Diopsidae
Product: protein single-minded-like
Exons: 2
Coding region: 814-1077 (87 amino acids)
Biological process (GO): regulation of transcription by RNA polymerase II
Molecular function (GO): RNA polymerase II transcription regulatory region sequence-specific DNA binding; DNA-binding transcription factor activity, RNA polymerase II-specific; protein dimerization activity
Source: RefSeq, a predicted model, not a curated record
AUUAAAUUUUUGUACGACCGAGAAUUUAGUUGCAUCGCGUUUUUAGACAAGCGCUGAAUAAAGCACUCAAUAGAUACUUUCAACUGCAUUGGCAGAUUCGGCUUCGGAUUCUUGAGUUAUUAAUUUUUCGAAAUGUUUAAAUAUAACUUAAUUAACAAAAAUUAAAUUUAUGUAUUUUAGUCUCAAUUUCGUAGCGCCUCAGUUCAUUCGGGUACCGUACCGCUGACGUGUGUGCAGUGCAGUAUUUCAGUGUUUCAGUGUUUGUCUUUUAAUUUAAUUGUUGUCUCACAGACAGAAUUUCUUUCAAUUUUUUUAAAAGAACUAAAGAUUUUUUGCAAAAACUCAAUGCAGUGCAGUGCGAAGCACAGUGCAGUGUGAAGAACAGUGUAGUAGGAAACAAAGUGUAUGCCAAAAACAUGGACUAGGUCCAUAAGACUAAGUGUCGCUCGGUCAAACUCCGUAAACUCCGUAAACAUUUCGAAAAAACACAAAUCUUAUUUUUUCAUCUUUUAUGUAAACUUUAAGUGCAGCAGCAUUUUUAUGAACCGUAAUUUACGAUAUUUCGGAGCGGUCUUGUUGCAAACGUUCGCUUAUUUGUCUGCAUAUUUUAUCGGGAUUUUGUUUUUGAAUAUCUUAAAUUGUAAUUUCGGUAUGUUGUUGUUUUUUUUUGCCAUACUACAUUGCUGCAGUUGAGCUCUUAACCAAACAAAUACUAAGAUUUUUAUUAGUGCGGAUCUGGAUUUGGUUGUGGACUUGUGCCGUUUCCAAAGCUAUGCCGUACAACUGCAGCAAGCACAUUAAAGCUAAAACGUCAUGGAUUCAAAAAGUUUAGCUAAAACUUGUGCCAUGAAGGAAAAAAGUAAAAAUGCUGCUCGCACCAGACGUGAAAAAGAGAACACAGAAUUCUUCGAACUGGCAAAAUUAUUACCAUUACCAAGUGCAAUUACAUCUCAAUUAGACAAAGCUUCGAUCAUAAGAUUGACGACGUCUUAUUUGAAAAUGCGACAAGUCUUUCCAAAUGGUAAGUUUAGCCUUAAGUUUAUCGUAAAUUAUUUGCUCAUAUAUACAUAUCAUUAG